UUUUUUCUUUCCUUUCUAUUGUAAAUGGUUUAUUGUAUAGGAUCUGGUAAACCUAUAAAAAGAAAGCUUAUAGUAGUUGGAGAUGGUGCUUGUGGUAAGACAUCCUUAUUGAAUGUAUACACAAGAGGCUACUUUCCUCAAGUAUAUGAACCUACUGUAUUUGACAACUAUGUGAAUGAUGUAUACAUUGAUGGAAAACAUGUAGAACUAUCCAUAUGGGAUACAGCAGGUCAAGAGGAGUUUGAUCGAAUUCGAUCUUUAUCCUAUAGCGAUACACAUGUCAUCAUGAUAUGCUUUUCAGUAGAUAAUAAGGACUCCUUAGAGAAUAUACCCAACCGCUGGAUGGAAGAAUUAGAAGAGGGUUGCCCCAGAGCAAAGAUUAUCCUGGUAGCACUAAAAUGCGACUUGAGAGAGGAUGAGGCAACUUUGAAGAAAUGCGAUCCUAUCUUGUAUCAAGAAGGAUUAAAUGUAGCAAAGAGCAUACGUGCAGUGAGAUACCUCGAAUGUUCGGCAAAACACAAUCGUGGUGUUCGAGAGUGCUUUGAUCAAGCAGCAAAAGUGGCUAUUUCUGUAAAAUUGGACGAACAAUCAUCAAAGCAUUCUUGCGUUAUUCUAUAACCUUUAUACUUCCCUUCCGUAUGCGUAUAACAGCAUAUACAUACAUAUAUACCUUAUUAUAUACUCUUAUUUGAUUGUUUUAGUACAAUAAUACGCCUGUGUUCACUGAUAUUGCACAAUUGAUUGCGUUACUCGACGUGCGUGUAUGUGUGUGUAUAACCUUGAGUACUUUCUCUAUUGCACCAUUUGGUGCAAUAAUAAAUAACAGUAGUGACACUUUAUACAAGUAUUCAUAUCUGUACAAAUAUGACUUUUUAUUUAAAUGGCGUCAAUUUUAGUCAGUUAAAGUAAUAUUGCCCUGAUGAGGGGCACUGAAAUAUAUUGAUAAUUAAACCCGAAUGAGAAACUGUAAAAAGGGGGUAAGCCAUUGACU
Rhizopus microsporus ATCC 52813 is the source of this 991-nucleotide messenger RNA. Its product is annotated as Rho GTPase Rho3. The record is from RefSeq and is a predicted model, not a curated record. The transcript is spliced from 5 exons. The coding region runs from base 25 to 618 and encodes 197 amino acids. NCBI's taxonomy places the organism in Eukaryota, Fungi, Mucoromycota, Mucoromycetes, Mucorales, Rhizopodaceae. Gene Ontology annotation, biological process: small GTPase-mediated signal transduction. Gene Ontology annotation, molecular function: GTPase activity; GTP binding.